GGAGUUUAACUUUAAUGCUAGCAUUCUGCUGCAGAAUUCACUUUAAUGUGGAAAACUGUGUUAGCAAUGAAUGUGUUUAAUAGAAACAUGUUAUGAACAGUAUUAUCUAUACACAGGCCAAUACGUUACACCAUAGCAUCUGGAUUUUAUACUUAAUUAUAAGUUUUGUCAAAAUAUUUACCCUUGUUUUAUAGAUUUUAAUUUCCGCCGUGAGAACUGUCUAGACCUGUCGCGCAUGGGGUUUAGCGUUGCUAUGGCAAUGUGGCGUCACGGCGCUGUAAACUUAACCAUUCCAUUUUUUUUCUAACGCAGCUUCUUAAAAAAAACUCGUUUUAAACAAUGAAGUAAUUUCCCACUGCUUAAUAAGUCAUCGAUUUAAACAAUUUAAAAACCGUUUACCCCGUUUAAUAAUUCAAAGAAACGACAGCAUUCAUUUUUCUGACUGAAUCACGUACGUCACGACUGCCGCGCACAUCCGGGACUCAUGGGAUUUGUAGUCUUCUCUUCCGCGUGCAGACGCUUACAAUGGCACGAAAGGAGCGCUUGAAAGACUACAAUUCCCAGGAGCUGUUUCUAACAGAUGUGCUUCUCUCCCUGUGUUGUUGCGAAGAUCAUCAGUACCCGGCGGAGUUGUUUCUUCAGAUCAGAAAAACCUCGCGCUAUCGUUUUAGUUUUUUAAAUCCGCAAGCUUAUUGAAGGAUGUCAGAACUCAGCGAUGAAGCGAGCGAGUCGGAGCAGCUGGGCUCGAGUCUGUCUGUGUGGCUGGCCGACAGCGGGAGUGGCCAGGAAGAGCUCGACGUGCCACUGGACCUCCAUACCGCCUGCUCCAUCGGCCAGUAUGAUGUGGUGGCAGAGUGCAUUCGCAGAGGCAAAGUAGACGUGGAUGGAAGGAACCUUGGUGGUUGGACACCGCUAAUGUACGCGGCGUAUAUCGGUCACGACAACAUCGUAAACCUGCUUCUGGAAUCUGGGGUUAGCGUCAACGCUAACACUGCUAAGGGGCUAACCCCACUAAUGCUAGCUGCUAGCUGUGGAAAUGAGAGCAUUGCUUACUUCCUCCUCCAGCAAGGGGCGGAGCUCGAGCGUAAGGAUGGACGGGGUUGGACAGCUCUUCUGCACAGCACGAGCACUGGACAUCAACAGAUGGUCAAAUUUCUCCUGGACAAUAACGCAAAUGCCAAUAUCAAAGAGCCUGUGUUUGGGUUCACCCCACUAAUGGAGGCUGCAGCAUCAGGCCACGAGAUCACUGUCCAGUACCUUCUCGACCAUGGUGCACGAGUCGAAGAGAGGAACUUCAAAGGUGAGACGGCGAGAGUUUUAGCCAUGAUGUAUGGCCACACGAAGAUCGCGAGCCUCAUAGACAUGCACUGCCUGAGAGCAAAAACAGGUGUGUACGAGGAGCUGAGCUCGUCAGAGGAGGACAGCGCAGCACCAAGAGCUAGGUCAAGCCGCAGCAGAGCCAGAGGCCCGAGCAUACAUGACGGCCCACAGGCCAUAGCUCGCUUUAGAGUCACCCCUAAACACGAGCCGCCUUUGGCUCCACCCGGCUACAUGACGUUCCGCGACGUGGGUGAACAGAACGAGGGCAUCUGCAACCGUGAUGUCACUUCCCCCAUUAACGAACUGGAUGGCCAGAGCAACAGCAGUCGAGAUGAGCUGUUCUUUGAUAAUGACAUGCCCACAAUACGGAGCAGCAGCAGCAGCAGUGAGGGUCUGCCCCGCCUCCUCGGCCUCAGCAGGGAAGCAUCACUAGAGAGCAACGAGGACUCGGACCAGGCAAAGAGGAGCUGUCCCCGACGACCCAACAAGCCCCAUCAUUCCAAAAGCAAGAGUCGUCAUAGUAACAGUGACUCUGCUGGGAAUUAUGGGAUACCAGCUCCAUCUGGACCUCCCCCUUCUUACACAGGUCCCAAGGACCUGGCAGAGUUCCUGGAGCAGAUAGGCUUUAGCAAGUAUCUACCUUUGCUAGAGGAGCAGGAUAUUGACCUGAGAAUAUUCCUCACGCUGACUGAAAACGAUCUCAAAGAAGUGGGCAUCACGUUGUUUGGCCCCAAGAGGAAGAUGACAUCAGCAAUAGCCCGUUGGCAUAGUAACGCCCGACCACCAAGUGAUGCGUUAGAGCAGGCUUACGCUGACAAACUUGAGGCUGAGAUGCAGGAGAUGGCUAUUCAGCUCCAUAAGCGCUGUGUGGAGGUGGAGUCUCUUCAGGCCCAGGUCUCUCAGGAGAAGGAGCUGCGCACCGUGAUGGAGGGCUGCCUGAUGGAGGAGAAGAUGGCAUGGAGGGGUGUGCAGGCGGAGCUCCGGGAGAGCGUCAAGCAAAUCCAGGCUCUGAACAGCACGCUGCACACACUUCGAAACACACACACGCAGCUCACACAGGCUAUGGGGAAAGACGAUGGUGUCGUGUGCUCUGAGAUGCUCUCUAAAAUGGACGCAUGUGAAGAGAAACUAGCUGACAGCCUGAAAUCGCUCUGCCAGAAUCUACAGCGUCUCUGUGCUCCAGAGAAAAGCUCCAACAGCUGGCAGGGAGAAUCCUAGCACCUGCAUCAACUGUAGAGUUUCACUGACGGAGGGUGAACACACCACCCUGAACACUUGAACACGCCGAACUGCCUGAGCUGGCCAAAGAGAGAGAGAAAGACAGAGAGAGAAAGACAGAGAGAGAGAGAGACAGAGAGAGAGUCGUUGGAUCAGUCACAGAAAGAACAAUGGAUAAAGCUGAAAAAAAGGUACGCAAGGCAGUAAAUCGACAAGCAGGUGAGCGGUCCGAAGCUCCUCCCACACCUGUGCUCCAGUCAGACUCGACUGACCCGACGGUGCAUCACGGAAAUAAAGCUGAAGACAAUCAAUCUGUAAACGUGGAGAGAAUGAGAAACUAAACCAUUCCUCACACAUGACAGAAGACUGAACUCAAUCACACAAUGCUAUGCAAUGCUCUACUACAAAUCAAACCUCUGAGAAUAUAUAACACAUAGGCGAGGGCCAUGAUAUUUCCUAUUUAAUUGACGUAUACUUAGUACACGGCCCUGGGUGUAGGACGAGCAUUACUAGCUUUUAAAUAUUUUCCAGGAAAUGAUAAACUGUAAAAUUAAAAUGGUAGUAUCUAACUCUUUGUGAUUUUGAUGUAUUCAUUUGGUUUUGUUUCAUGUCACAGUACCAGAGGUGCUAAAAUUACGAACAAGAAAUUCCAAGCAGGCAGAAAGAAAAAAAAAGAAUUUUACCACAAAACUACUGGCAUGUAUCAGCGGACAAGAGGGCUCUAUGCUAUUUGCCAAAACCUGACUAUCACACCCAUAUAUUCCGCCUACAGUAGGAUCUGAGCCAUACUGAAUAGAAAUAUUAAGCAUAUAUAAUGCAAAAUUGUUGCCCUGUUGCCUGACAAGGCCAAGAUUCGCAAACUGAUGGUUAAAAGUUCACCUCAAUAAAGUCAGUGCAAAGUGAAAGUAGCUGCAAAUACGCAAUUUUUACAUCCUAUGUCCUUUCCCCUUCAGUGAAUUGGCUUUAGCUGAACAAGCAGAAAAGUGUAGUUUGUAUCAGAAUUGUAUCUUCUAUGGCUAAACAAUAAAUAUUGGCACCUCGGUAGUACUGUACAAUCUGUAGAUCCCCACCCCCCACAUACAUAAACAUACACCAACACUCUGAGCUGUGCAAGAUCUUCAAGAUUUCCGACGUUGCAUUCUAAAUUGUUUCAAUGCAAUUUGUAACACUACGCAAGCUUUGUGUGUUGCAGCAAAGGGAUCAGGUACAGAACGUGUCCUUUCUUUGAGUCAGCUGUUUAAAAGUCUUAACAGAACCCAAUUUGUUCAGCAGUUUAAAAAAGGCUGGACGUGAGAGACAGACUGUCUCCUUUCUGCUUAUUCACUUGCAGACGGUACAGCACACCCUGCUGAGCCCUUUCUCCACCAUAAAGCACCAAAGAUUUGGCAUCAGAUCUUCAAAUCACUGCUCCAGUACCAAAGUUUCCAUCUGUAGUUUUUCGAAAGGACAGAGUGGUCCUUGGGGGCAGAGCUAGCGUUAAUGUUUAUGGCUGAUUGCGCUGUUUUUAAGGAUUCCUUUGUGUUGAUUAUGUGUUUAUUUAUCAACCUGGAAGUUUAUUUGUAAAUUGUUCUUAGAAGCGAUCACACAAGAAGUGUGGUAUUCACAAGGACAGAUAAUACUAGCUAUUCAAAUUGGACAAAAAAUAUAUAUAUAAAGGGAGGAAAUGUUAGUGUAUAUCUGUGCCAAUUCGCUGCAGUGGCUGAGCUGCAUUACUGGAAGAUUUAGCGCAUGCUGUACUUGAGGUGCUUUUUCACCGUUUAGUCGCCAUUAUUCUUUUUUUUUUAAGCUCUUUGUGAGUUUUACCUUUUAUGGAGUUUUGUGGGCAUCACUAAAAGUAAAUAUGCCACAAAACACACAUGGUUAUUUACAUGGGAUUGGCAUUUAAUAACAUACGCACAUGAGUAUGAGGAAAAUCAGCAUUAUCGAAACUUUUAGUUCAGUUUAGCGUACGAAAACACACAAAUGUUCUAAAUGAUUGAUAAAUGAGGCCCCAUGUGAUUUUCAUGUAGUCAUGUAGUUUUUUUCCAUCAGUAAUCAUAUAAAUUGUCAGAGUGUGGAUGUUUUUGGCUUAUUGUUAUCACUACCAAAGUGUAAAAGCCCUUUAUCACUGAAAAUCUUUGUUUUUUUUUUUGCUGCAGUUGAUAGGUCAUCUUCCACAUUAGACGUAACAAUGGCGUCAUUAUACACCAAGAAGAUGAUGCAAUCGCUUUUGCUGUAAUCAUCAUGUCUCUUCAUAUACUUUCAUGGAGUAUGUUUCAGGCCUGACAUGUUACAGGGCAGAUGACUGCGCUUGGAGAAGAACGCUGACUGCCCUAUUUUGUAUACACGAGCUACCAGACAGACGGCCGUUAGCCGUCGCACCCAGAUCAGGAGCAGUUAUUCUCACUUGGACUCCCGGUAUUAUCAGGAACCAGACUCACAAUCUCCCAAGCAUAGAUCAAACGCUUAGUCAGGAAUUGUUCACUCUGAAUGUUUGCCAAUCAUCAAUCCUUAUCUGCAAAGAUUGCAUUACGUGAAUGGAACAAUAAAGAUUUGUGUCUUCUGA
Molecule: messenger RNA, 5083 nt
Organism: Pangasianodon hypophthalmus (striped catfish)
Lineage: Eukaryota; Metazoa; Chordata; Actinopteri; Siluriformes; Pangasiidae
Gene: anks3
Product: ankyrin repeat and sterile alpha motif domain containing 3
Exons: 16
Coding region: 700-2538 (612 amino acids)
Cellular component (GO): cilium
Molecular function (GO): protein binding
Source: RefSeq, a predicted model, not a curated record